AUGAGAAAAAACCUCACGGACGUCGAACGGAACGCCGUGCUGCAGAGAUUGCUCAUUCGAAUGCAACCCGGCGGCAAGCUGCCUCGAGGAGCCAUGGUGGAUGUAGCGCUGGAGUUCGGCGUGGUGCGGAGUACUGUCCGGCGGAUCUGGAAGCGAGCGUGUGUGGACGUCCAUGGUGGUGUUCGCCCGUGUGCCGACGUUUCAUCGCAAAUGAAGGGUCGUGUUGGAAGAAAGCAAGUGCAUGAAUCGAUUUCCCAACGACUGCAAGCGAUUCCAAAGGCCCGUCGAACCACGUUUCGGUCCAUCGCUGCAGCCAUGAAUGUGCCGAAGACGACACUGCAUCGAUACUACAAGAAGGGCCUCUUCAUCAAGUACUCGAGUGUCCUCAAGCCGUCGCUGACAGAUGCCAACAAGGUCGUUCGUCUUAAGUGGUCCGUCGAUGCCCUGCGCUCUGGUUUGGAUGGCGGACUGCGUUUUGAUGACAUGAUGGAUUGUGUCCAUGUGGACGAGAAGUGGUUAUUUGCGUCGCGUGUUCGAGCGACGUACUACUUGGCGAAAGGUGAAGAGCCACCGCACCGCACGACCAAGUCCAAGCUACACAUCAUGAAAGUGAUGUUUCUAUCAGCUGUGGUACGACCGCGGUGGGACAACGAGAGUGGCUCAUGGUUCGAUGGGAAGAUCGGCACAUGGCAUUUCACGGAGUGGAACCCUGCGAAGCGUUCGAGCCGGAAUCGUCCAGCUGGUACCAUGGAGUUGAGCGCUGUGAGCGUGACGCGGCGCGUGUACAAGCAAAUGUUGAUCAACAAGGUGAUUCCGGCGAUCAAGGCGCGGUGGCCGAAGGAAGAAACGUGCAAAAUACGGAUCCAACAGGACAAUGCCCGACCACACGUGUCGCCUCUGGAUGCCGAGAUCGUGGCGGCAUGCAGACAAGAUGGUUGGGACAUGCAAGUGGUCUUUCAACUCCCGAACUCCCCAGAUUUGAAUGUCUUGGACCUCGGCUUUUUCCGUGCGAUUCAAUCCCUUCAAGAUCGGAACUGCUCACGAAGCAUGGUUGACAUUGUGGACAAUACGGAGCGUGCGUGGAGCGAUGUUGACCCAGCCACGUUGAAUGCCAACUUUUUGACGUUGCAAGGAUGCAUGAUGGAAGUGAUUCGUUGCGCGGGUGGCAACAAUUACAAGAUACCACACAUGAAGAAUGCCGUGCUCGCUGCGAAAGGUCGCUUGCCCUCGUCGAUUGAAGCGGAUGCUGGCGUUGUCAACGCCAGUAUGGAAUUGCUAAGUGAGUGUGACUUGUCUACAGUCACCUUAGAAUUGGCAAGCGAAGUGGCGAAGAACUUGGAAAUGAGCGAUGUCUGCACGGAGCUUGAGCGUCUGGAUGACGUAGACGAUUCCGAUGAUGAAGAACUUGAUAUACCAUCGGUACUUGGAUUAAACAUUUGA
This is a messenger RNA of Aphanomyces astaci, 1440 nucleotides long. RefSeq lists its product as hypothetical. Bases 1 to 1440 code for a protein of 479 amino acids. NCBI's taxonomy places the organism in Eukaryota, Oomycota, Saprolegniomycetes, Saprolegniales, Verrucalvaceae. The transcript has a single exon. The record is from RefSeq and is a predicted model, not a curated record. Gene Ontology annotation, molecular function: nucleic acid binding.